Molecule: messenger RNA, 1728 nt
Organism: Marchantia polymorpha subsp. ruderalis
Lineage: Eukaryota; Viridiplantae; Streptophyta; Marchantiopsida; Marchantiales; Marchantiaceae
Source: the annotation of a GenBank genome assembly
CUUGAUUAAUGUAUACAUUACUUGUAUGCCCGAGAAGGUCAUUUUGACAUAAAUUAUGACACGGACAUGGUUUCGGCUGAAAAGAGUACAUGCUGUAUGUGGAGCACGGAUAUUACAAAUGAAAGAAAAAAAAUUUGUAAUCUGGAGCUCUUGGAAAAAUGUACUUUCACGAGGAUGAAAACCUCAUAACCGAUAUGGUGUGACAGGGAUCCUUUGGCUUAAAGCAUUGGGUUGUGCAGUUUAUAGACCGAAAGGGCCGUAUCAUGUUGUUGGGCUGUAGAAGCGUCAAAACUAGCUCUAGAACAUCAGAUAUUCUGCAACAUUACGCGACCACUCGAAUAUACCGAAGAAUGAGAAAUGAACUUGUGAAGGCGGUGACAGCAAUGUGCUUGAGACACAUGUGUUGUGCACAAAGUCGAGCGACCUUGAGCGCUUGGAAAAUGAACAAGAGGGAGCACUACAAGAUGGUGCACAUGACAAUUAACCUCGAACGAUAGGCCCCAACUGCAGACUCAGCACCAGCCCUGCAGGUUGCUCCUCGGGGUCCGAACAAAAUCACAAUUGAGUUACCGAAUGAUUACCACAAGCUCUCGUAUUCUCCUGAUGUCCUGGAUCAUAGAAUAAGGUUUAUAGCUGGGGGAGGGCAGAACUCGGCCACGGCCACGAAGUCGACUUUGACAACCGGGUGGACAUAUGCCCGACUAGGAAGAAAGCCUCGAUGGCUUGCAGGAGAACGUUGCCCAAGUGUCAGGCACGAGAGAUCCCGUCGUGAGAAGAUGAGCCCGUUUGUCUGUAGGGAACGGGGAGUGCCGUGCAACCAAGGUGGUCGUCUCCGCACUCAGCUGUCAGAAGGAGGCAUGAGAGCUGGCGCCCUGCGAGCAGCAGACUGCCGACAGAAGGUCAGCUCCUCGCACCCAAUGGCUGCCCGGCGCCAUGGAUUGGAUUAGAUUGAGACCCGGGACGGAACCACACUCGGCUGCUCCUGUCCCACUCCGGCCUCUCUCCACGUUCCUUCCGAUGUUGGCCACGUUCCCUACUCCCUACAGUCUCACAGCACGCUCUAAGCAAUUCUUGCCUUUGCGGUCACGGGCUGCUGCGGACUCAUACUCCCGAGACGUAUCCAUCUCGCAGUACAAGAGGCGGCCAACUUUCAUUUCGAGUUCCGCCCUUGCUGUGCAUUCCAGCUUGGGAUAUUUAUCGGCUGAGCCUGUCGUGGUCUUUAAGUUAGUGGCUAUGGAUCAGACUCGGACGUAUUACGGGGAAUGGCCGCACUUACAAGACUACGGAUGUAUAAAGGCCCGGAGUUAUUGUCUCCAUGUGAGCUCGUGCAUCGCAGCCGCAGUCAUGAAGGUCAUCAUCAUUCGUGGAGCUUCAGGACUCGCGGAAGUACUUCGAACAGACCAUGUUCACGCUGAACUGGGAACCGGGAACUGUAGCCCUCGUCGUCUGCGUCUUCGAGGGCGAGAAAACCUCGGGCCCGCCUGGUCUUUGAGCACGGGCCAGCCUGAGUCAAGAGCUCUCAUCAACACCGGUGCGAGUGUUAGUCUUCGUGCAGGAAAACACAACGAAUACUGUUUAUGUUCGUACGACCUCAGGAACAAACCUUAUGAGCCUCGUCUACUGUUCAGAUCUCAUCGCCCUUCCUACGGCAUGAUUGUCUGGCAUGCACCCGCCAUGUACUUCUCCUGCGAGCUUUCUUUCGUGGACUGGGUUCACGGCUCGCUUUGA